This is a messenger RNA of Striga asiatica, 1395 nucleotides long. Lineage: Eukaryota; Viridiplantae; Streptophyta; Magnoliopsida; Lamiales; Orobanchaceae. The record is from the annotation of a GenBank genome assembly.
CUCUCUCUCUCUCUCUCUCUCUGCGCCUCCGCCAUCCUCGGCGGCGUAAAUCCCAUUUUUCUUUCCUUCUAUUGUCCAUCCACCCCCACCGAUCACAGCACAUGGCGGACCCUAAGGCGUUACAGCUCUCCUCAGACAAGAUCCUCAACGAAGGCCCCGUCCUGGCUGUGUUCAACAAGCGUCUCCGCGCCCUGCGCAAAAAACUCAAUCGCAUAUCCCAAAUGGAGGAGUCUCUCUCCAAAGGGAAAUCUCUUAACAAAGAGCAGAAGGAGACCUUACGCUCGAAAUCAUCGGUGAUCACCACCAUCAACGAGCUCGAGAAAAUCCUCCAUCCCGUCUCGGAGGCCGUGGAUCUCGAAAUCCAACUCGCUCUGGAUAAAUUUAAGCAAACUGCCAAAUCCUUAGCAGAGGAAAGAGAAAAUGAGCUUCAGUCGGCUAUUUCUGAUCUGCUUGGUUUGCUUUACUUGGGCAGCUUGUUUGAUAUGCACACAUUGAUGAGGGCGUCCGAGUGUAUGCUGAUAAGGGCGCAUGAGAGGAACUGCUGUCUCACGUACGAUUGCGUCACGGAUGAUGAUGGUGCCUCGGAUGAAUUGCUGAAAGAGUGGGAUUUUGAUCUGAUUGCGAUGAUGGCGGGCUUGUUGACGUCCCGGCCGGUGACUUCAAGGUUGCCUCAUAAGAUCUCGUUCCAAAGGUGCGUGGAGCACGCCAAGCUAUGGCUGGAAAAUUCUGAGAAGCAGAUCGAGCCAGAUUCAGGGAUCACUUGUGAUUGGUACACUUGUGAACUAAACCUUGCUGUUGAUGUGGAUGACCAAAUCACUUAUGCCGAUCUGAGACGGAAGCUGAACAAAAUAAUGCGUUCGGAUUACUUCACCAAAAAUCCAGUGAUGAAGGCUCCCAUUGAAAUGAUUCAAGCUGCUGGCAAUUAUCCAUUUCAGUUUUUGGUGCAUAAGCCUGUGAUACCUGAAGUUUUUGUCAAUGGACCAAUGGAAAGUUCAUCUGCAGAAUUUGAACAAGAGGUCACCUGGCAGGGAAGAUGGUUCUGACUUAACAUUGGGUGGUGCUACCUGACCAUACCUUAAGAUUCUCGAGUUGGAUGCUGAACUUUUAAUUUACGAGCAUUUUAUACAAUGGACCAUUGAAGUUAAUUUUCACAUUGCGUGUUGCAAAAUUUUAUGUCUCCCUUUCACUACAACAGACUCCAUCUGCAUCGAUGUGGAAGCACUCUAUUUAUGAUAAGUAGGAGUAAAAAUGACUGGAUUGCAAUGGCAACUAAAAUUCAAGAAUUUGAAACUACCCUAACUGAAGAAAUUCCUCAGAGGAUUGGUUAACAGCAAUGGAGGGUGAAGCAUCAUCAGUAGGAGCGAGCAAUGGGCAAGGCCAAUUUUAUGUUUAAAC